This is a messenger RNA of Poecilia reticulata (guppy), 2896 nucleotides long. It is a transcript of the gene mc1r, whose product is annotated as melanocortin 1 receptor. Gene Ontology annotation, cellular component: membrane. The record is from RefSeq and is a predicted model, not a curated record. Gene Ontology annotation, molecular function: melanocyte-stimulating hormone receptor activity. Gene Ontology annotation, biological process: G protein-coupled receptor signaling pathway. Lineage: Eukaryota; Metazoa; Chordata; Actinopteri; Cyprinodontiformes; Poeciliidae.
ACGUCUGAGUGAGAGGAGGAGUUUGGUAAAGUCACUCAGGAUCAUUUUCAAAAUGACUCAAGCAGCUCCCUCUCCAUCUCGAACAGACGCCUCCAGUUUUCCCUCUUUACUGUAUUGUCCAGAACGGAUCGGAUGGUUCCAGCAGAUCGGAUGCGCGAAGACUGAGAAUCAUGACGGACAAGAGAAACGCGUUCGUGGACAAAUCGUGGAUGUCUGUCCAAGUGGAGCUGCUUCGAUGACGGUGGGGAGAAUUUGGAAGAAGAGACGGGAUUUUUCAAAUGGACAAACGUCUCUCCUGUCUUGGCCUUCACAGCUGAGAACUCCCUGGGUCUUACGGUCGUUUGGGCAAACUCAGCUUUGCUGGGACCAGCUUCCGAGCGAUUUGCGAGUUGCCUGAUACUCACAGGGACACAUCUGAAGCGCAAUCAUCUUCCCGUGGACUGAUGAAACUUAGUCUCCCCCCGUUGUUCCAGGUAAGCUGAAGUCCGUCCGUCGUCAUUACUCAGAAUUCCGACAUGGAUUUCAACAACAGCUCCCUGCGCUAUCUCCACGUGGAGUUCAACCCGCUGACUGAAAUCAUGGACGAGAACGAGACGAACUCCACGCUCGGCGAGCGAAGCUCGCCGAGCUGCGUCCAGAUCCGCAUCCCGCAGGAGCUUUUCCUGGCGCUGGGCAUCAUCAGCCUGGUGGAGAACAUCCUGGUGAUCCUGGCGAUCAUCAGGAACCGCAACCUGCACUCGCCCAUGUACUACUUCAUCUGCUGCCUGGCCGUGUCCGACAUGCUGGUGAGCGUCAGCAACGUGGUGGAGACCAUCUUCAUGCUCCUGAACGACCACGGCCUCCUGGACGUGCACCCGGGCAUGCUGCGCCACCUGGACAACGUCAUCGACGUGAUGAUCUGCAGCUCCGUGGUGUCCUCGCUCUCCUUCCUGUGCACCAUCGCCGCGGACCGCUACAUCACCAUCUUCUACGCCCUGCGCUACCACAGCAUCAUGACCACGCAGCGCGCCGUCACCAUCAUCGCGGUGGUGUGGCUGGCCAGCGUCACCUCCAGCAUCCUCUUCAUCGUGUACCACACCGACAACGCCGUCAUCGUGUGCCUGGUCACCUUCUUCUGCAUCACCCUGGUGUUCAACGCGGCUCUCUACCUGCACAUGUUCGUGUUGGCGCACGUGCACUCGCGGCGCAUCACCGCGUUUCACAAAGGCAGGCGCCAGUCCACCAGCAUGAAGGGCGCGAUCACCCUCACCAUCCUGCUCGGCGUCUUCAUUCUGUGCUGGGGGCCUUUCUUCCUCCACCUCAUCCUCAUCCUCGCCUGCCCCGCCAGUCCCUUCUGCAACUGCUUCUUCCGGAACUUCAACCUUUUCCUAAUUCUGAUCAUCUGCAACUCCCUGAUCGACCCGCUCAUCUACGCGUACAGGAGCCAGGAGCUGCGUAAAACCCUGCAGGAGCUGGUCCUGUGCUCCUGGUGCUUCGGCAUGUAGCGGCCCGUUCACGUUGCGGGCAAAUUGAGGCAAAUUAGGUCGACGUGCGAGCUUUUAUACGAAGAACUGUUUCUCUGUGAGGGUUUUAUUGGGCGGAUUGGUCUCCGAGCUGCACGCAGCACUUACAAGAUGAAGGAGGAAUCUUAUGAAGACGCUUGCUAAUGCCAGCAUGGAGUUGGGAUGAGUUUCAUGUGGGAGAUGUUGCCGUUUCGUUGUUGCUGAUGGAGAACGCUCGAUGCUGAAUAGUUUUAAGACUUCAGGGUCUUUUCUUUGACAAGAGGAUGCUGUCAGACAACUAAAGAGAUCUUUAACCUGGUCAGGUUGUUAAAAAAGUCUCUGAACAUGGACUUAAAACAAACAAAAAAAAACGAAAAUAGUCGUUUAACUUUACAUUGUUAAAUAUCAAAGUCCAGUGAAAUAUUUGACAGCUGCCUAGAAUUUAGGCGGCGAGUAACAAAAUAUUGUCUGUGAUCAUUUGUGUCGUCAUUUCGUUUGACAAUCAAUUAUUUACAGUGACUUUCUUUAUGCUGCAAGAAAAUAUAUUAGAUUUCAACAUUUUAUAAAAGAAAGAAAUAUCCACCAGCUGAUCAGUCAGUUAUUCGCGAUCUUAAAUCUGAAAUAUAUAUAUUUUUUAAGAGGCCUGAACGGGGAUCAGAUCCGCGGAACGUUGUCGAAUUAAAAUAUAMGUGAAUUAUCUUAAUGAUUAUUCAAUUCCAUAAUUCACAAACCAACUCAAAAUAAAACAGAUAUGGACAUGCAAGGGCUUAAGUGUAUGGUACCAAAGGUGGUAAAAAUGGAGGGAGGAAAAAAAUAAAAUGACGGAGGACGAAGACUAGAAGCGUAUGUGGUAUUUUACUAUAAUUAAUAACCAACUCAAUAAUAAUAAUAAUAAUAAUAAUAAUAAUAAUAAUAAUAAUAAUAAUAAUAAUAAUAAUAAUAAUAAUAAUAAUAAUAAUCAACAAUAUUAUCUCCAUUGCAAUAGCUAAUAACAUCUUUCAGCAUUUUUAUUGUUUCAGCAAACAAUAGAAAUUGACCUUGGCUGUAAUUGAUUUACAUUUGUGUUGUUCAAAAUGUUCAUUAAUGUACAAUAUCCCUAAAUAGAUAAAUCUAAAAGAAAAGAAGAAAUAUUAAGGGAUGUUUCAUAAUUUACAUAACAAAAAAAAAAAAAGAAAAAAAAAGAUUUUUUUUUCUUCGAAAAAGACAAAGUUCAUUAACUGUACUGAUUCAAUAAAUCGUGGUUCCAAUAAAGGUGGGGGAUUAAACUUCCUCCCAAAAUGCGCCUUGUUCAAAUUAUCCUUCAGAAAUCUUGUUUUCUUAAACAAUGCUUGCAGUCAACAACUCUGUCCAAAAAUAAAAGUGCGAAUGAGACGCAGAGAGGAAAAAAAAAAAAAAACACUGAUGGGGGAAAAAAA